GGGUGACGGAGGGAGCCGAAGUGCGAGUGCCGCGGCGGUAGCGGCGGCGGACGGCCCAGCCCCAGCGCGGGGGUCUCGUGGGGGGCGCGGGGGCUCAGGGGCGCAGAGCCGGGGACCCCGGGACCCGGGAGGCGGCGCGUCCCGGGCCGCCAGAGGAGCGCGGGCGGCCUGGCGGCGGCGCGAUGCCGCUCGCCCAGCUCAAGGAGCCCUGGCCGCUCAUGGAGCUGGUGCCGCUGGACCCGGAGAAUGGACAGGCCUCAGGGGAAGAAGCUGGACUGCAGCCAUCCAAGGAUGAGGGCGUCCUCAAGGAGAUCUCCAUCACGCACCACGUCAAGGCUGGCUCUGAGAAGGCCGACCCGUCCCAUUUUGAGCUGCUCAAGGUUCUGGGCCAGGGAUCCUUUGGCAAAGUCUUCCUGGUGCGGAAGGUCACCCGACCUGACAGUGGGCACCUGUAUGCCAUGAAGGUACUAAAGAAGGCAACGCUGAAAGUGCGUGACCGCGUUCGGACCAAGAUGGAGAGAGACAUCCUAGCGGAUGUAAAUCACCCGUUUGUGGUGAAGCUGCACUAUGCCUUCCAGACUGAGGGAAAGCUCUAUCUUAUUCUGGACUUCCUGCGUGGCGGGGACCUCUUCACGCGGCUCUCUAAGGAGGUGAUGUUCACGGAGGAGGACGUGAAGUUUUACCUGGCUGAGCUGGCUUUGGGCCUGGACCACCUGCACAGCCUGGGCAUCAUUUACAGGGACCUCAAGCCUGAAAACAUCCUUUUGGACGAGGAGGGCCACAUCAAACUCACUGACUUUGGCCUGAGCAAGGAGGCCAUUGACCAUGAAAAAAAAGCCUAUUCCUUCUGCGGGACGGUGGAGUACAUGGCCCCUGAGGUUGUCAACCGCCAGGGCCACACCCACAGCGCGGACUGGUGGUCCUAUGGGGUGUUGAUGUUUGAGAUGCUGACCGGCUCCCUGCCCUUCCAGGGGAAGGACCGGAAGGAGACCAUGACGUUGAUUCUGAAGGCGAAGCUAGGCAUGCCCCAGUUUCUGAGCACGGAAGCCCAGAGCCUCCUGCGGGCCCUGUUCAAGCGGAAUCCUGCCAACCGGCUUGGCUCCGGCCCUGACGGGGCAGAGGAAAUCAAGCGGCAUGCCUUCUACUCUACCAUUGACUGGAAUAAGCUAUACCGUCGUGAGAUCAAGCCGCCCUUCAAGCCAGCUGUGGCACAACCUGAUGAUACCUUCUACUUUGACACUGAGUUCACGUCCCGCACACCCAAGGACUCCCCGGGCAUCCCCCCCAGCGCUGGUGCCCAUCAGCUAUUCCGUGGCUUCAGCUUCGUGGCCACUGGCCUGAUGGAAGACGAUGGCAAGCCUCGGGCCACGCAGGCACCACUGCACUCAGUGGUACAGCAACUCCAUGGGAAAAACCUGGUUUUUAGCGAUGGCUACAUCGUAAAGGAGACGAUCGGUGUGGGCUCCUACUCCGUAUGCAAGCGCUGUGUCCAUAAGGCCACCAAUAUGGAGUACGCUGUCAAGGUCAUUGACAAGAGCAAGCGGGAUCCCUCGGAAGAGAUUGAGAUUCUUCUGCGGUACGGACAGCACCCCAACAUCAUCACUCUGAAAGACGUGUACGAUGAUGGCAAGCACGUGUAUCUGGUGACAGAGCUGAUGCGGGGUGGGGAGCUGCUAGACAAGAUCCUGCGGCAGAAAUUCUUCUCCGAGCGGGAGGCCAGCUUUGUCCUGCACACUAUUAGCAAAACCGUGGAGUAUCUGCACUCCCAGGGGGUUGUUCAUAGGGACCUCAAGCCCAGCAACAUCCUGUACGUGGACGAGUCUGGGAAUCCCGAAUGCCUGCGCAUCUGUGACUUUGGCUUUGCCAAGCAGCUGCGGGCUGAGAAUGGGCUCCUCAUGACACCUUGCUACACUGCCAACUUUGUGGCACCUGAGGUGCUAAAACGCCAGGGCUACGAUGAAGGCUGCGACAUUUGGAGCCUGGGCAUUCUGCUGUACACCAUGCUGGCUGGAUACACUCCAUUUGCCAACGGACCCAGUGACACACCAGAGGAAAUCCUGACCCGGAUCGGCAGUGGGAAGUUCACCCUGAGUGGGGGAAAUUGGAACACCGUGUCAGAGACGGCCAAGGACCUGGUGUCCAAGAUGCUGCAUGUGGACCCCCACCAGCGCCUCACAGCUAAGCAGGUGCUGCAGCACCCGUGGAUCACCCAGAAAGACAAGCUCCCGCAGAGCCAACUGUCCCACCAGGACCUACAGCUUGUGAAGGGAGCCAUGGCAGCCACCUACUCUGCACUCAAUAGCUCCAAGCCCACCCCUCAGCUGAAGCCCAUCGAAUCAUCAAUCCUGGCCCAGCGGCGGGUGAGGAAGCUGCCAUCCACCACCCUGUGAGAAGCCACGUCGUUCCGGCCACAGGGCGGUGCUAGCUUGAUGGAGGCGGCAUACUUCCCAGAUGGAGCAGGCCUGAGUCCCAGGGCCAGAGGGAGCGGAGCCCCGAGGGGCCCAGGAAGCAGCCAGCCCAGGUCACCCCCACUGAGGGUGUGAGAAGUGCCUUCUCCUUUCCCGGGAUGGACUCUUCUCGGCUCAUGCUCUGCUGGUUGAAAUCAGUUCACUGUACAAACUCAUCUUUUUUUAAGGAAAAAAUGGCAUCAAACGCCAUGGAUUUUUUUACAAGAUCCAUUUGCCUUUCCGGGAGUGGAAAUAGUGCGGCUCCAGGAGGGGCACUGCAUCACACCAGGGCUCUCUGUGGCAGAGAAUCCUUAGAGCUUUGGCAUCUACCCCGGGGCCCCCCACGAAGGGCCAUCCGUAAGCCAUCUGCACAUACCUCCAAGGCAGUCCAGCACCACCUUCUAGAGCCCUCGGCUGUUUAGUGGAACUUGCUCUACUCGCGGUCAGCUCCUUUUCCGUUCUGUUCUGCUGGGGGGCGGCGGGGUCGGUCUAAACCUCUUCCUGCUAGAAGAGAGGACCAGGACCCUGUGACCCGCAGCUCAGGCACCAGCAUCUUCACCGGCCCCGCCAGGUGGUUCCCUGCAGGGAGAUUGGGCAGCCCCAGGAGGAGGACCCAGAAAGCACUUUUGGGCUGACUCGUGUUGGAGUCUGCUCCGGACAGAGUUCACGAGAGGCCUGUGGGGCGGGCCGAAAGACGCAGGGGCUCUUUUUCAUUUCUUCCUCAGCUGGUUACUCAGGGUUCAUCUGUCCAUGGCCUUUCUAAUAAACUUGCAGUUGAGUUGAAGCACA
Mustela erminea (ermine) is the source of this 3236-nucleotide messenger RNA. RefSeq names its product ribosomal protein S6 kinase A1 (gene RPS6KA1). The record is from RefSeq and is a predicted model, not a curated record. Gene Ontology annotation, biological process: intracellular signal transduction; protein phosphorylation; positive regulation of DNA-templated transcription. Gene Ontology annotation, molecular function: ribosomal protein S6 kinase activity; magnesium ion binding; ATP binding. Lineage: Eukaryota; Metazoa; Chordata; Mammalia; Carnivora; Mustelidae. Bases 183 to 2390 code for a protein of 735 amino acids. The transcript has 22 exons.